Molecule: messenger RNA, 2111 nt
Organism: Syngnathus acus (greater pipefish)
Lineage: Eukaryota; Metazoa; Chordata; Actinopteri; Syngnathiformes; Syngnathidae
Gene: etv6
Product: ETS variant transcription factor 6
Exons: 8
Coding region: 339-1763 (474 amino acids)
Biological process (GO): cell differentiation; regulation of transcription by RNA polymerase II
Cellular component (GO): nucleus
Molecular function (GO): DNA-binding transcription factor activity, RNA polymerase II-specific; sequence-specific DNA binding
Source: RefSeq, a predicted model, not a curated record
GAGCGAGCGAGCGAGCGAGCGAGAGCGUGCAUGCGUACCGUGCGCGCGCGCGUCUUUCGCUCUUCCAGGAAGGGAUUAUUUAUGUGCGCGCCGCCGACACGUGAAAAGGAAACACACGGACAAGACAAAAGAAGUUUGUCGUCUUUCCGCGCUGAGCAAUGGAGCGUUGCGGCAGAUAAGAAGCAAGCGGCGAAAAGAAGCAGCAGCGGCGGCGGCGGCGGAGCAGCAGCGCCGGGGCUUGCGUGACGACAACUUGUCCACGCCACCCGCGACACAGAGGAAAAAGAAACACUUUUGAAGAGAGUCAUAAGUGGAAGAGGAGAAGUUAACGGGAGAUCAUGUCUGAAUCCCCCACGGCUGCACCCAAGCAGGAGAGGCGCUCUUUCAGUCCUUCCGCGAACCCGCUGCCAAACUCCACUUCCUCCCCCGUCCACGCUCCCGCCCCCGUCCAUGCGCCUGCCCCCGUCCAUGCGCCCGCCGCCAGGCCAGCCAGCCGAAUGGACGACAGGCCUGCCAGACUGCCUGCACACCUGCGUUUGCAGCCGGUGUUCUGGAGCAGAGAAGACGUGGCCCAGUGGCUGCGAUGGGCCGAGAAGGAGUUUGCGCUGCGACCAAUCACCAGCGGCUCCUUCCAGAUGAACGGCAAAGCCUUGUUGCUGCUCACCAAGGAGGACUUCCGCUACCGCUCGCCUCACUCCGGUGACGUCUUAUACGAGCUGCUGCAGCACACCCUGAAGCAGAGGAAGCCCCACGUGUUCUACCCCUCUGGCUAUUUCCCGGGGAACUCCUUCCACCUACUGCCCGAGAACUCGGCGCAGCACCUGAAGCUCGAAGAAACGGUACGCCGGGCGCCGUGCGCGACGGAGCCCGUCCCCCAGCACCCGCCCACCAUCGAGCUGCGGCACCGCUCCCGCUCGCCCCACCACCCGCCGCCGCCCCGACAGUCCCCCCCCGCGCCAAACCACCAACAGGCCGAGGACCACAUGCAGGCCUUCUCCCAGCUGCCCGACAGCAACCACCACUUGCCCGAGGACACGUACCCCCUGCCCGUUUCCCCCGGCGCCCCCAACGGCCGCUGCGCGACCCCCAAGGAGGCGCCGUGCCUGGGCAGCCCGGGAGGCCAGGAGGUGGGCCCGCCUCGAGUCAUCCAGCUCAUGCCCAGCACCAUCAUGAACCCUCUGUUCCCGAACACGAGCAGGAGCGGCGGGACCGCCUUGGACUUCAGGCACAGCCGCGGCGGGCAUAUGGAGAACGGCCGCGAAGCUAAAGUAGAGCGGACUCAUCCGAUAACGCCGGCUCACCAGCCCGUACCGCAGCAGCACCUUCUCCAGUAUCGGGACGAUGGACUAUACAGGAACUUUCUCAUGCCCGUGUCUCCGCCGGAGGACCACCAAAUGCCCAUCGGGCGGAUAGCAGACUGCAGGCUACUGUGGGACUACGUCUACCAGCUGCUGUCAGACAGCCGCUACGAGAACUACAUCCGCUGGGAGGACCCGGAGAACAAAGUCUUUCGCAUCAUGGACCCCAACGGCCUGGCUAGGCUGUGGGGCAACCACAAGAACAGGACCAACAUGACAUAUGAGAAGAUGUCACGAGCACUGAGACACUACUACAAACUCAACAUUAUCAGGAAAGAGCCCGGCCAAAGACUUUUGUUCAGGUUCAUGAAGACCCCGGACGAGAUCGUCAACGGGCAGACGGACCGCCUGGAGCACUUGGAGUCCGACUCGUACGAACAAAUUUACAUCAAGGAGGAGUGCUGAGGAACUCUGGGAAAGCGAGUCUGUCAACUUUUACUACUGCAAAAGCCGCCGAUGCCUUUUUACAAGCAGCUUGAACAAUCGUCGUUGAACCUCAAAGGUUGCGGGCAUUCCCUAUUGGCAGCCCUCCAAUAGAGAGAUAUCAAAUAUUUCCACAAAUGCCUUUGGAUAAUUUACUGUAGUUUGCCUCAUGGACAGCGCUGAAUAUAUUUUUUGUGAACUGCAAGCAAGCCAAUCACUUUUUGUGCUUUUUAUUUUAUUUUUUAAAUUCUAAUUUUAUCUGGCAUCAUACUGUGGCAUUGUGUGUGCGUGUGUGUGCGCGUGUGUGAAUAAAAACAUGGAUUUAAAAAA